GUGAGGGCGCUGAAGAGGCGCGGAGCGAGUGGGGACGCCCUCCUUGCUUGUUCUAGUCGCCAUGGGUCUCUCUCGGCGCCUGUUUCUGCUGUGCCUCCCGCUGCUCCUCUCGACUCUGAAUAGCAUGGUCCCGGGCGCUCUGGCGACCGCGGGGCAAGGAAUGGGGUGUCAGAAGUACACAAAUAAAACUUGUGAGGAAUGCCUGAAAAAUGUCACAUGUUUAUGGUGCAGCAGCAGCAAAAAAUGCAUGGAGUAUCCUGUUCGGAAUAUCCUCCCUCCAAGUUCUCUUUGCGAGUUGAGCUCUGCACGCUGGGGUGUAUGUUGGGUGAAUUUUGAGGCACUGAUCAUUACUAUGUCUGUGGUGGGAGGAACAAUCCUUAUCGCACUUUUCGCCUGUUGCUGUUUCUGCUGCAGGAAAAAAAAGAUCAGAAAGGCCAAUAAAGAGGAUGAAAAGGCUGCCAGGGAGCAAGAGCAAAGGAGAGUUCGGCAAGAAGAAAGGAGAGCAGAGAUGAAAUCUAGACAUGAUGAAAUCCGGAAAAAAUACGGUUUGUUUAAAGAAGAGAAUCCAUAUGCCAAAUUUGAAAAUAACUAAGAUUUCUUUUGAAAUGUCCAAAUAUUAUCUGGCAGUUCUGUCUGUAUAAUGUACAGCUGUGAAAAGAUCUGUACUUUAGAUGCCUUAAUUGCAAAUAGAAAAAUGGUCUUAAUGCAAGAUGGAGCCAACCAUAAUUACAGUGAGCUGUUAACAAAGACUGAGUUUAAUGAACAAACCAACAUACCUCUAAAACUCUGGAGGCUGCAAUAUAUUCAUGUUAUUUUUUUUCUAGCUGUUAAGCAGAUGCUUGUGCUGCUAUAAUUUGCUUUUCCUGUGCAUUCUACAUUUGCCAGCAAAGUCUUAAAACAAAUUUAUUCAUGAAUUGGGGCAGGAUGGUGCACAUACUGUAUCCUUUUCUUCUGUGACCAACAGUUUGUAACCAUUCUAAUAAUAGAUAUAAGGCAUGGUGUUUAAGAUCCUCGUAUAUACCUAGGAAUUUCCUGUAUAAAAAGAUCAUGAGCUUUAAUAGAUUCUCUGGCAAAAGUGACUAAAUUAUUCCAGAAAGAACUUACUUCCAAUAUAAUUUUUUUAAUCAUGGAAUUCUAAGGGUUUGCACUUUUAUAAAUUGAUUCUAUGUUUCUUUGCAAAAUAGGUAUAGUCCUCCUGAUUUUGUGCCUUUAAAAAAUUUCUACCGUAGAAGACAUUAAACUGGAUGAUAUAGCUAUAGCUUUUAUACUGGCACUCAUCAGACAUAUGCCAGCAUUUAAACUGUAAAGCUAUAUUCAGUCUCCUUGAAUUACUUUAACAUUCUUGUAAUAUAAAUUUGCCAAAUCCUUUAGUAGAUGUAUAUCACAUUGUACCCUUAUGUAUCCAAAUGGUAACUUAUUGUAUAAUGCCAGAAAGAAUGCCCCUCAUAACUACAAUAGAAGUUUAUCUACCUUAAGUCUUAUUGAUAAAAUCCUUUGGUUUGAUGCAAUAGCCUGUUUUCAGGCAAUUCCACAUCCUGAGCCUUAUGCACUGGAGGGUGAAAUGUGUUUUUUUUUUCCCUGACACGGCAUAUCAAGAGUAAGAAAAACAGAUUUUGUAAUAUUUAAUGUUAACUGGAAGAGUGAAAUAACUAUUUUGGGAAAAAAAAACAUUUGAAGGAUGACUUCUUAAAAAAGAAAAGAAAAGGUAGUCAUACAGAUUUUUUUCCUGAACAUUUUAAACUCUUCACCUACAUGAGAAAUGAAUGAAAGAAAACAAAACAUCAACACAAAACUUCAUGAAGAAUAUGGAACAACAUUAGCAUUACUUCUUAAUCUAAAGAGGGUUAAGUAAAAUGCUCAUGCCCUGAAAUAUUUAAUAUUCUUCUGUAAUCCUAUGAGUAUUUUGUUGUCCAUAGCACACUAACUGCAAUUCCUUUGAAAUGCAUUCAUAUAUUUAAUCUUCAGUUGAUUGUUUUAUAAAAGUCACAGUGAACUCUCUCGAGAGCUUUCCAUACUUAAAUAUAUAAAUUUCAAAAAGAUAGAACAUUGUAUUACAAAAAUAUUUAUGCAGCUCUUUUGCCAUAUUAACAUUAAAAUAGUGAAAAGUGUAAAUUAUUUGGCUAACUAAAUAAAUAAAUUUAACAUU
Molecule: messenger RNA, 2146 nt
Organism: Candoia aspera
Lineage: Eukaryota; Metazoa; Chordata; Lepidosauria; Squamata; Candoiidae
Gene: PTTG1IP
Product: PTTG1 interacting protein
Exons: 7
Coding region: 62-592 (176 amino acids)
Biological process (GO): protein import into nucleus
Cellular component (GO): nucleus; cytoplasm
Source: RefSeq, a predicted model, not a curated record